AUGCUGUCACGGAUGGCGGUGUGUGCGCGGCUCUGUGGAGCAGGUCAGUCGCGGCGGUGCAGGCGGCGGCAGAGGCACAGCCAGGCUGACCAGGACAGCGACUCCGAGAUGGACAUGGACGACGAGGAGGAAGAGGAGAGGAUCGUGGGCAGGAGCGUCAGCCGGAGCAGCAGCUGUCAUAACAGCGGGCCUAGCGGAGCCGCGGGACUCGGCUCUGGGGACUCGGCCUCUGCAGGACCGCCGCGCCCGCAGUCACUGCUGGAUCUGCCGCCGGAGCUCCUGGUGGAGAUCUGCUCUUCUCUGCCCGGCACAGCGCUGCCCAACCUGGCGCUGGUGUGCAAGAAAUUCAGGCAGAUCCUGAACACAGAAACAAUCUGGAGGAGGAGAUGUACAGAGGAAUUUGGGAUGAGUGAUGACCUGCGGAAGAUGGAGAUCGUGGGUAUGUCGAGCCGAGAUCUGUAUGUGAAACGUGUGAACCCGCAGGUGAAGUCGGGACGCUUUAUGAAGCUCCUCCCUGAUUAUGAGCAUAUGGACUAUCGGGACGUGUACACACACUUGCUGCAUCCCUAUAGACACAUCCUGGGUCUCUGGCAGCCUGAUAUCGGGCCCUAUGGAGGACUGCUGAAUGUGGUGGUUGACGGGCUGUUCAUCAUAGGCUGGAUGUAUUUACCGCCCCAUGAUCCCCGUGUGGAAGACCCCAUGCGCAGACGGCCGCUCUUCCGCAUACAUUUGUGGGAGAAAAACAAAGCCACCAUUGAAUGUAUGUAUGGACACAAGGGCCCUCACAAAGGAGACAUUCAGACUGUGAAGAAAGAUGAAUUUUCCACCAAAUGCAACCAGACGGAUCACCAUCGAAUGCCUGGAGGAAGGCAAGAGGAGUUCAGAACGUGGCUACAGGAGGAAUGGGGAAGAACACUGGAGGACAUUUUCCACGAGCACAUGCAGGAGUUGAUCCUCAUGAAGUUCAUUUACACCAGCCAGUACGAUAAUUGCCUGACGUACCGGCGGAUUUAUCUGCCCCCGUGCCUCCCUUCAGACCUCCUGAAGCCUGGGCUCUUCAAAGGGACGUACGGCAGUCACGGCCUGGAGAUCAUCAUGCUGAGCUUCCACGAGGCCAAGGCCAAAGCCACCAAACUCACCGGUGACCCAAAUGUCCCAGCAGGUCAGCUGACGUUAGAGAUAGACCUGAACUGUCCGGUGCGUCUGCCCGACCUGGAGCACCAGCGGAGCAUGGAAGAGCUCUCUCGCCUGGUGCUGGGGGUGCAUGAGGAGGCCCAGAGGGGUUUACAGGCCCGGGACGCCCCAUCAGAGGCUGCAGAGGCGCCCUCCCCUCAGGGGGCGGAGGACGUGGAGCCGGGAGCUGCUGCCUGCAGCCACACGUCUGAAGCGCAGCCGUUUGUGCUGCCUCUGGGAGUCAUGACUCGUAAUGAAGAGUAUCCUCGCACCUGCAAGAAGUGUUUUUAUGGCACAGGCCUGAUCGCUGGCCACGGCUUCACGAGUCCAGAGCGCACGCCGGGGCUGUUCGUCCUGUUCGAUGACGACCGCUUUGGCUUCAUCUGGCUGGAGCUCAAGUCCUUCAGUCUGUACAGUCGGCUGACCGACCAGCUGUCCCACGCUCAGGCCCCCAGCAUGGAGCGCUUCGAGGCCAUGCUCCGCAACAUGCAGUCAUGGACAUCCUGAUAGCAAACCUCAAACUAGUGUUCACAGCAGACACAUCCUCUGGUAUUGCACACACACACACACACACAGCACUCUGCUCGCAUCCGCACAGGUGUAUGUAAGCCACAUACCCAUACGUUUGUAUUACAUUAGGCCUUUCUUAUCAGCUUUUUAAUUAAUUUAUUUUUGUAACCUUCAAAUGGUGACGGAGAUGACGACAAUGUGCCCAUAAACUCAGCUGAGCGUGCCUCUCUUACCAAGAUGCUUCAAACUCUCAAAUCCUGUGGUUUUGUGCUUUAAAAUCUUUUAUAGAAGCGUUUGUCCUUUUUUUGAAGCAGUUGCUUUUAAUUGAUUUUAUUCAGUUAUUUAUUAUUGUAUCUCUAUUUGUAAAAAUUCCACACCAUAUGUGGAAAUGCUUUCAUUUUCUUUUCUGCCAGUGCUCACUGAAAACGAAUGACUUCCAGCUGCUUUGUUGCUGCAGAUGUCAUUUUUAUCUCUCCCUAUUGUGUCCAUUAAUAAGUGCCAUAACACUAAAAAAAGCUCAAGUUUCUUAUUUAAAGGAAUAGUUCACACAAACAUCAACAUUAGCUGAAAAUGCCCUCAUCCUCAGGCCAUUCAAGAUGUAGAUGAGUUUGUUUCUUCAUCAGAUUUGGAGAAAUGUAGCAUUGCAUCACUUGCUCACCAAUGGAUCCUCUGCAGUGAAUGGGUGCCGUCAGAAUGAGAGUCCAAACUGGUUUAAAAUUUGACAAACAUGCAGCUUUUCGCUUUAUAAUAUAUUAAUAAAAUCCUAAUCUGUUCUGAUGAAGAAACUAACUCAUCUAUAACUUAGAUGGCCUGAGGCUGAGGGAAUUUUCAGCUCAUUUUCAUGGCUUUAAUUUAUAUCUACUCUACUGUUAAAAUGGCAAGUGAACAGCUAAUUGGUUAUCAAUCAAAUUUACUGGAUUCUGUUCAUCUAGCUGUGCAGCUCUCUUCCAAGUGCUCUUCCCAACACAGUGUAGACGUUUAUCGGAGACAGAAUUCCUCCGGCUAUACUUUUGUAUUUGACUGCAGCAUUACUAGCAUUUGAAAAACAAAAAAAAAAAAAUCAGUUUAAUGUAAAGUGAAUAUAUAUAUAAAUGCAUUGAAAAGAUUUAUCAGUAUAUUUCAGCUUUGUUUUAGGGAUGAUUGUGUAUAUGAUCGAUGAACUCAUUUAAGUAUAUCGCCUGUGUUUACAACCUCUGAGUUGAGUUGCAAGUGUUUUAAGUGUAAUGUUCUCCUAGAGUUGGCCGCUUACGUGGACUGAUAUAUUACAACUACUGAUUUUAUUCCAAAGAAGAUUUCAUUUCAGCUGUUUACAUGGACUCCUAUUUGAAUCAUUAUUUCAACUUUUUGUGCAAAUGUAUGCCAAACCUGACAGUUAACUAUUUUACUGUUCUAUUUUACUUCAUUUUCCAAUGAAUCACGUCAAGAUCUCUCCCUGUUUUUCCUGUUCAGUGUUCUGAUUCAAUUCAAGUCUAUAAUUUCCCUCCAUCUUAAAGGAAUAGUUCACCCAAAAAAUUCAAAUAUACUCACCCUUAGGUUAUCUUAAGAUGUUGAUGAGUUUCUUCAUAUGAACAGAUUUGGAGAAAUGUAGCAUCACAUCACUUGCUCAUUAGUGGAUCCUCUGCAGUGAAUGGGUGCCGUCAGAAUGAGAGUCCAAACAGCUGAUUAAACAUCACAAUAAUCCACACCACUCCAGUCCAUCAGUUAAUGUCUUGUGAAGCCAAAAGCUGUGUGUUCUCAUUCUGACGGCACCCAUUCACUGCAGAGGAUCCACUGAUGAGCAAGUGAUGUGAUGCUACAUUUCUCCAAAUCUGUUCAGAUGAAGAAACAAACUCAUCUACAUCUCAAUCAGGUUCCUGAUUCAUUGAUUGACAGAUGCUUUUAGGUUGACUUCAAGUCAAGUCUCUCUCCAUUAUUUAUCCAUAAUGAUAAUUUAGCAAAGCACUGUGCCUAAAACUAACUAACUUAAAACUAAAAUUAAUUUUAAUUUUUUUUUUUUUUUUUUGUAGGUGUACAUUUGAUGUGAUUCUGGUAUUUCAAAAACAAAACCGUAUUUAUUUGUCAAUUCCUAAAUCAGAAUAUUGUCAAUAGUUGAAUUAUUGUCGUCCGUGUAUGUUUGCCAGUUAGAAAACCUCAAAGCGCAAAUUCGUGACUAGUAUGCACCCUGUUGCAUUCAAAUUCAGGGAGGUUUGCUGCUUUAGCCUUCGUUUGUUCUCAAUAAAAUGGAGGAAAAACA
Messenger RNA from Carassius gibelio (silver crucian carp), 3916 nucleotides. Its product is annotated as F-box only protein 31. Bases 1 to 1680 code for a protein of 559 amino acids. Lineage: Eukaryota; Metazoa; Chordata; Actinopteri; Cypriniformes; Cyprinidae. The transcript has 10 exons. Gene Ontology annotation, molecular function: protein binding. The record is from RefSeq and is a predicted model, not a curated record.